CUCUACGUUUCUUUUAGCUACCGCUUUCGUUUGUUUUAAGGCGGAAAAGUCUGAUCGCUAUGCCCGAGCCGGCCAAGUCCGCCCCUGCCCCCAAGAAGGGCUCCAAGAAAGCCGUGACCAAGGCUCAGAAGAAAGACGGAAAGAAGCGCAAGCGCAGCCGCAAGGAGAGCUACUCCAUCUACGUCUACAAGGUGCUGAAGCAGGUCCACCCCGACACCGGCAUCUCCUCCAAGGCCAUGGGCAUCAUGAACUCCUUUGUCAACGACAUUUUCGAGCGCAUCUCGGGAGAGGCUUCCCGCCUGGCGCACUACAACAAGCGCUCCACCAUCACUUCCCGGGAGAUCCAGACGGCCGUGCGCCUGCUGCUGCCCGGGGAGCUGGCCAAGCACGCCGUGUCGGAGGGCACCAAGGCCGUCACCAAGUACACCAGCUCCAAAGUCAUCAAAGUCCAAUGACAGGAUAAAUGUCAAGACUGGUAAUGGCCUGGGAUGAAGUGGACGACCUUCCUUGAAGCUUUUGAUGUCUAAGUUCUAAAAUCUGCUUCAGCCACCUUCAUGGCCACUGUAACAAAAUGUUCUUCCCCGAUCAUUUAGUCAGUGGAAGUUUUCACAUGCUUUGAAGCCUAUCAAUUAUCUUCAACCUGGUUUAGCCCAUCUGCUCAAACAUGCUACAAGCUUCUUGGAACCACAGGAAAUGAAACCUGGGAACACCUAUAUGAAGUGAUGCAGAGUGAACAAAAACAGAAGAGUUUACAUAACAACAAUAAUGGAAGACAAAUAGCUUUGAAAACUUAACGAACUACAAUCAAAGCCAAACAUGCUUCCAGAGGAUGAGCGAUGAAACAUGUUCCCCAGCUCCUGAUACAGUUGAUGGGACUCAAGAUGCAAAAUGAUACAUAAGUUUUGGGCCAUAACCAAUGUAGGACGUGUUUGUUAAGGGUAUUGUUCUCUUUUCUUUUAAAAGUGAUGAUGGAUAUGGAAAGAACAGAAAAAUGCAUAUUAAUUAAAAAAAUAGAACAAUUUUAAAAAUAAAUUUUGAUUUAGCGAUU
Messenger RNA from Antechinus flavipes (yellow-footed antechinus), 1048 nucleotides. RefSeq names its product histone H2B type 2-E-like. The record is from RefSeq and is a predicted model, not a curated record. Gene Ontology annotation, molecular function: DNA binding; protein heterodimerization activity; structural constituent of chromatin. Lineage: Eukaryota; Metazoa; Chordata; Mammalia; Dasyuromorphia; Dasyuridae. Gene Ontology annotation, cellular component: nucleosome. The transcript is spliced from 3 exons. Bases 60 to 455 code for a protein of 131 amino acids.